CAUGGCGUUUUUCAGUACUAACCACCCCAUAGCGUUAUUCAACAUUAGCCUGUAAAACGUUUUCAUUGAGCGAAAUAUUUUUUGUUGUUUCUUUCGUUUUUCGGCGAAAUUUUGGUUUAAAAUUAAUUCUACACGCUCGCUGGCGUACAAUGUCCGAUGACGACGAUAUCCAGUACAUCAAGCGCCAGCGGACGCUCCACUACGGCUCGUUGGAGGAGACGGAGCGUAAGCGUCAGAAUGCUGCGACGGCGUCUGCAACAACAGCGGCACCGGCGCCGGCAUCUUCCUCGGGAUCAGGAGCAGGAAGGGAAGGUGGGGGAGGAGGAGCGACUACAACGGCGGGAGGAAACACUGGUGGCCAGCUGGAGGACAUAGAUUCCGAUGAGGACUACGAGGAGGCAUCUAAGAAGGGAACGGCCAGCGGGAAGUCGGGGGGAAAGCCAGGAAUCAGUGCCAAACCGCCGACUGCAUUGCCUACAGCCGCGUCAUUGGCCAACAAGAUCGAUGACGACUAUUUCGAUCUGGAGACGGAGAUGGAGCGCGACAAGGUGGCCUUGCUGGAGGAAUUCGAGCGCAAAAAGCGCGCCCGCCAGAUCAAUGUGUCCACGGACGAUGCUGAGAUCAAGAACAACCUGCGACAGUUGAACGAACCGAUUUGUUUCUUCGGCGAAGGACCUGCCGAACGAAGACGUCGUCUAAAGGAGCUGCUGGCCAAUCUAGGCGAGAAUGCCAUCAAUCGCGGACGUGGCGCCGAGGAUACCGAAGAGCGUAAGGUGCAGUCUCGCGAUCAGGAACAGGCCACAUGGUAUCACGAAGGACCGGACACCCUGCGCAUUGCCCGUCUCUGGCUGGCGGACUAUUCGCUGCCGCGUGCCAGGGAUCGACUGGAGCGUGCCAGGGAAGCUUUGGAGGUGCCCAGCGCAGCGCGUGCUGGUCGCAUGGUGGAGAUGCAAAAGAAGCUGCAGUCACUGGCACCACUCUGCUCCCAGGUGGGUGACACACGGCCCGUGAGCAGUGCCGCCUUCAGCGCCGAUUCCUCGCUCCUGUUGACCGCUUCGUGGUCCGGUCUCUGCAAGCUGUGGAGCGUGCCCGACUGCGAGCUGAAGCAGACGCUGCGCGGCCAUGCCAGCUAUGUCGGCGGCGUGGCCUUGCGGCCCGGUGUUCAUGCCGACGAGGAGAACGUGGUGGCCAUGGCCUCGGGCGGCCACGAUGGCGCCGUCAAACUGUGGGGCUUCAACAACGAGGAGUCCAUCGCAGACAUCACCGGUCACAUGCCGCAUCGCGUAUCCAAGGUAGCCUUUCAUCCGUCCGGCCGUUUCUUGGCCACUGCCUGCUACGAUUCCAGCUGGCGACUGUGGGAUCUGGAGCAGAAGACUGAGGUGCUACAUCAGGAGGGCCAUGCCAAGCCCGUGCAUUGCCUUAGCUAUCAGUCGGAUGGUAGUGUUCUCUGCACUGGCGGCCUCGAUGCCUUCGGUCGGGUGUGGGAUCUGCGCACCGGACGCUGCAUCAUGUUCCUCGAAGGCCACCUGGGCGCUGUCUUUGGCGUAGACUUUUCGCCGAAUGGCUUCCACAUUGCCACCGGCUCGCAGGAUAAUACCUGCAAGAUCUGGGACUUGCGACGACGACAGCCGGUGUACACAAUUCCUGCGCACACAAACCUCAUUUCGGACGUGAAGUACCAACAGGAAUGCGGCAGCUUUCUGGUCACCUGCUCGUACGACUCGACGACCAAGAUCUGGUCGAACAAGACGUGGCAGCCGCUGAAGACGCUGCAGGGCCAUGACAACAAGGUCAUCUCCGUGGAUAUCUCACCGAAUGCGCAGUAUAUAGCCACCACGUCGUUCGAUCGCACCUUCAAACUGUGGUCGCCCGAUAGCUGAUUUUAAUCUAAGAAUUUUCAUUUUGAUUUUUGAUUUUCGACGCCACUCAGACAAUCUUCAUAUUGCGUGCGAUCAUUGCUGUCAUUUACUCCUUUUUCUUGUUAUUUCAGAGACAAUAGCCCAAGGAAGUUUUUACAAACAAAUCAAGUUUUCGUUUUGUAUAACACAAUUUGUUAUUGUUUUUGUUAGACGAAAGGCAGCGGCCAUGGAGCGCAACAUUGCAUUUCGUAAAUUUAAGCAUUUUU
Messenger RNA from Drosophila serrata, 2125 nucleotides. It is a transcript of the gene U4-U6-60K, whose product is annotated as U4-U6 small nuclear riboprotein factor 60K. The record is from RefSeq and is a predicted model, not a curated record. Gene Ontology annotation, molecular function: protein binding; U4 snRNA binding; U6 snRNA binding. Gene Ontology annotation, biological process: mRNA splicing, via spliceosome. Gene Ontology annotation, cellular component: U4/U6 x U5 tri-snRNP complex. NCBI's taxonomy places the organism in Eukaryota, Metazoa, Arthropoda, Insecta, Diptera, Drosophilidae.